Archocentrus centrarchus (flier cichlid) is the source of this 735-nucleotide messenger RNA. RefSeq names its product parvalbumin 5 (gene pvalb5). The transcript has 5 exons. Lineage: Eukaryota; Metazoa; Chordata; Actinopteri; Cichliformes; Cichlidae. Gene Ontology annotation, cellular component: cytoplasm. Bases 134 to 460 code for a protein of 108 amino acids. The record is from RefSeq and is a predicted model, not a curated record. Gene Ontology annotation, molecular function: calcium ion binding.
GGACAGAUACGUCAGGUUGCUUCUUGCACUCAAGAUCCCGAAGCUGCAAGAGGGUGUUGGUGGAUUAUAAGCACACACCAAGAGCAGCAGAGAUCUGCAAACCUCAACCGAAGCACAGCAGCCACAGAGGACCAUGGCAUUUGCAGGGAUGUUGAGCGACGAGGACAUCCAGGCUGCGAUCCAGGCUUGUCAAGCUCCAGGCACGUUCAACUUCAAGUCAUUCUUUGAACAAGUUGGACUGACCGGCUUAUCUGAGGCAGACAGAAAAAAAGUGUUUACAGUCCUGGACCGAGACAAGAGUGGAUAUAUUGAAGAGGAGGAACUCAAACUGUUCCUUCAGAAUUUCUCUCCAGGGGCCAGAGAGCUGACUGUAGCUGAGACCAAGGGUCUGAUGGCUGCUGGGGAUAAAGAUGGCGAUGGCAAGAUUGGAAUAGAAGAAUUCUGUGAUCUCCUGAAAUAAAGAGAAUUUGCAUACAUAUAUGACCACGGCUGUCUACCCCUAUUCUGAAUAAUGGAUUUGUUAUGUAAAUCAUGACUAUCUGGAUUGUUUCAUGCAAAGACCAAAAACCUCAUAAAUUCUGUACCUGCCUGCUGCUCUCCCUGUUGAUGUGAUACAAUGUUGCAUAAGAUGUUUAGUAGAGAGAUGGCCAAAGUUGGGUGCUAAAUAUGUGUGUUUAAUCAAUCAGGCACCUUGAGUGGAUUAAUAAAUACAGGCUAUUAAAGAUGUAAAAUUAC